Molecule: messenger RNA, 2293 nt
Organism: Amphiprion ocellaris (clown anemonefish)
Lineage: Eukaryota; Metazoa; Chordata; Actinopteri; Pomacentridae
Gene: commd1
Product: copper metabolism (Murr1) domain containing 1
Exons: 3
Coding region: 10-582 (190 amino acids)
Biological process (GO): copper ion homeostasis; regulation of proteasomal ubiquitin-dependent protein catabolic process; negative regulation of protein localization to cell surface
Cellular component (GO): endosome
Source: RefSeq, a predicted model, not a curated record
CCCGCAAACAUGGCGGAUGUAGACGCAGUGAAGUCUUUGAGCGGUCUUCUGAAUGGAAUAGCUCAAAAAGUGUAUUAUAACAACAGCGACAUCACAGAGGAGCUGCUGAAAACGGAGCUUUACCCCGAGCUGCCGCAGGAGGAGUUCAAGGCUUUGCACGAAAAAAUGAAAGGCCUCCUAAAGUCCAUUGCCACAGCAGACAUGGACCACGCCCAGCUGGAGGCCUUCCUCACAGCACAGACCAAGAAGCAGGGUGGUGGUGGUGUGAGCGCAGAACAGGCCGCUGCCCUUUCCCGCUUCUGGAAGAGUCAGCACAUUCGGGUGAGGGAGAGCUUGCUGGCUCAGAGCCGCUGGGAGCCCAGCCUCAGAGGCCUCUCCUGGAGGGUAGACCUCCAAACCGCCACCAGCCGUGGGGAUGCAGCCCACAGUGGCCCGGUCGCCCUGAUGGAGCUGGAGCUCGGCAGAGUGGGACAGGACUCAGAGUUUGUGUGCCUGGAAUUUGAUGAAGCCAAAAUCAACCAGGUGCUGAAGAAGAUGACUGAGAUCCAAGAGAGCAUUGACAGAAUUGUUCACCGUACCUGAAACUGUGAGAAACUUUAUCUCGGACAGCUGAGAGACAGUGAUAUGUUCCUCUGACUGGACGACGAUUCCAGCCGUCUCCUCCUGCAAACUGCUGCUCUGUUGGCUCUGUUUCUCCUUCAACAGCGUCACACAGAAAUGGGAGUGUUUAGACGGAUGUAAAAUGGCUUUUACGCUUGUUUUCAGACUCUGAAAGGACAUAUUGUACACAAAAUGUAUUUGCCAUUCACAUGCACCUUACAUUUAAACAUGUUCACACGUGAUUCUGCCGAAUCUGACUUAUUGGUCGAACAAAAGUUUUGUUUUCUUUCUUAACAUACCGUAAUCAAAAGUGCUAGAGUGUUUUUAUAUCUGGAUCAUACUUUUGCAGCCGUCCUCUGACAGGUGGAACGCUCCUCUCUGAUUAUGGAAUAGCAGCAUUGAACGAAGAGAAGACGUGCUCAGUGAAGAGACUGAAGUUAUCGGACUUCAUGCCAGACUUUUGUGGUUAUGGAAUGAAGCAAAAUCGAAUCAAAAGUAUUUAAAAUAAAUGCUGAAGUGUCAUGUAAAAACAUAUGACUAAGUUUCAACCAGCUAAAUGUAACAAAAAUAAUCAGCCUGAAAAUGGUUCACCUGGUCCAAGAGUUUGUUUGAUCUGAAUGACCUUCAUGCCUUAUAUUUACAUCACACCAAGCAUGUGGUCCAGUGCAAGUGUGUGACAAACAUCGGCAUAAGUGACAUGCUUUUAACAUGAAUGUGGACAUUUUAACUUUAAUAUCAGCAUUUUGCUCAGAGUUUAUUCCACUAUAGACUAAUAUUAACUGUCUUGUGCUAUCACCCUCUCUGAAUACUAAAACACUUGGAAUAUUUAGCUAAGAUCUAAUUACUAAUGCUAGCAGAUACAUUACUAAAAUAUCCAGGUCAAAAUAAUUUUGUAGAACUCUAUUCAUCCCUGUAAGAAAAAUGACAUUUGAAAGCAUAAUACUGAACUGGCAGUUGAUAUUUGCUAUGUUUGAAUUAAGUUCCCCACAGUAGGAACUCAGUGGAACAGAAGUCAUUGCACCCGUUAUCACUGAAAAUCAAAGCUUUGUGCAAACAGCGCGGCUCAUUCCAUACCUCCUGAUUACUGCUUCAGCUGUGUUUCCACGGGUCUGAACUCGCUCUUGCUGUGUCCUUUUUCAUCUUUCUUUCAAGGAGGUUGUUCAGUUCCUCUGUCAGUUCUUUUCUAUAUGGAACCAUGAUGCAGACAUGCAGAUCAACAUAAAACAGAAUGUUCUGGUGAUCACAGCUCAUUUUCUAACCAUGGUCAUGCAGUAAAGCUAACUGGAAAUAGUUUUACUCAAUGUUGUUUCAUUGGUUACUGUUUUUUCCCCGUGUGUAUUCACUUUGUUUGUUGCAUUCUGUUUCUACUUCAUGGCCUGUAUUUUCAAUAAAAUCAUCGCUCACAAGAGGAAAUACUCUACUUAUCAACUUAGAAAUAAUGCAGUUCACCUUCCACUCAUAAAAGCUUGUGUGUGUGUGUGUGUGUGUGUGUGUGUGUGUGUGUGUGUGUAUGUGUGUGUGCUGUCCUGUUGCUGUAAGAUGGUGUCAAACUCCAAACCUGUGUUCAGGGAACUGAUGAGGUUAAGAAUUGCUUGUGUAGCCUAUAAAAAUGUACACAGCAAUCCAGUGGAAAGAUUUGCUUCAUUUAAAUGAAUACUUAUGCACAUUCAUUAAAUGUAAAAAUAACACCAGA